UGAUGAGGGCAAAGCCCUUGACGAAGCGCUGGCGUCGGAGGCGGAGCGAUCGGCGAAGCUCGGUCGAUUAAAGGCUGCUGCUGUCGCAUUAACAGAGAGGCAUACGGGUUCUAAUUCGGAGAACUUCGAUAUGGAGCUUGAAGAUCAAAGCGGUCAGAAACUACAGAUUGGAUCUGAAACUGAUCAUAGGGGAGCUAUGAUGGGAGUAAUGCUUCAUACAAAGGGUAAAAACCUUAUUGAGAAAGAGAAAAUCAAAGAUGCUUUGGAGGUGCUUCUUAUGGCAGAGGAAGCUUUCUCUCUUUGUGCGCCAAAGCUAGUCGAGAUGAUUGAUAACAUCCCAAUACUUCAACUAGAUAUAGUGUGGUGUUACUUUCUGCUUAAGGACAUAUCUUGCCUAUCAGUGGCAGGAGCUCGUCUGGCAAAAGCUAGAUUAGGUUUUGAACGCUCUCAUGGUAAGGACUUCACUCGGUUCAGGGCCCUACAAGAUGGUCGCCAUCAAGAUCUUGCCAUAUACUUGAGGUUGGAGCUCCUCGAAGGAGUUGUGGCUUAUCAUAGCGGCAAUCAUGAAGAAUCUCGCAAAGCAUUGAAUUCAGCGCUGUCUAAAUAUAAUCAGCUUCAAGUGUCAGAUGAAGCCUUAUCACAGCUGAUGGGCAUGGGCUACAAAGAAAAGGCAGCAAAGAGAGCACUAAAAAUGACUGGGCAAGAUAUGGAGAGUGCUGUAGGUUUCCUUGUUGAAGAACGGGCAAAAAAAAUGCGCAGAUAUGAGGAGGAUAAACAACGCCGCGAGGAGAAGAGGGAGCAAAAAUUAUAUGGCACCACUCCAAUGAAGAAGGCUGUAGAUAUCAAAAGGUUGAAUGAGUUGGCCUCCAUUGGGUUUGAUAGGGAGCUUGCUGCUGAAGCACUUCGAGUAAAUGAAAAUGACACCCAACUGGCCUUGGAUCACUUAACAGAUCCUGACAAGAACUGUAAACUUCAGAGUAAAAUUGAGUCAAGGAGACAAGCAAGAGCUCAAAGAGCUGCUGUACAAGGGUUAUCGGAGGUUGCUGCACAAGGAAAUGCCAUACGAGGCUCAGCAGAGGUUGCUGCGCUAGGAGAUACUGCGCAGGGCUCAGCAGAGGUUGCUGCUGAAGUUGCGGCUGUAGCUGCUGCUGUUGAGGACACUAAUCCCAUCGAUUUUGAGAUGGAGGAUGAACUUAUUCGUAACCUCAAAGGAGAUGCAAUAGCAGACUAUGACAUUGAAGUUACCAAAGAAGGAGAAGCCAUAGCAGAAUACUUGUCUCUGCUAGAUUCCUCCGGUCAACAGUCAAUUGGGUCUUCAUCAUUGUAGAAUGUCGAGACAUUCGCAAUUGAUUAGGUAAAUAUGUUAAAAUGUAGCUUGUUUCCUACUUCUUUGUAGUUUCUAAGCUUCAUAUAGGUAAAUAUGUUUAAAUGUAACUUGUUUCCUACUUUAUAGUUUCUAAGCUUCGUAUAAGUGCAGGGUUUAUGUAAAAAUGUAAGUGAUGCUUUAUGAAAGGAAGCGCUUUUGCUGCUA
Messenger RNA from Asparagus officinalis (garden asparagus), 1531 nucleotides. RefSeq names its product NEDD8 ultimate buster 1. Gene Ontology annotation, biological process: regulation of ubiquitin-dependent protein catabolic process. Gene Ontology annotation, molecular function: protein binding. The transcript has 10 exons. The coding region runs from base 131 to 1327 and encodes 398 amino acids. Lineage: Eukaryota; Viridiplantae; Streptophyta; Magnoliopsida; Asparagales; Asparagaceae. The record is from RefSeq and is a predicted model, not a curated record.